Molecule: messenger RNA, 1373 nt
Organism: Cornus florida
Lineage: Eukaryota; Viridiplantae; Streptophyta; Magnoliopsida; Cornales; Cornaceae
Product: replication factor C subunit 2
Exons: 7
Coding region: 128-1129 (333 amino acids)
Biological process (GO): DNA-templated DNA replication; DNA repair
Cellular component (GO): nucleus; DNA replication factor C complex
Molecular function (GO): ATP hydrolysis activity; DNA binding; DNA clamp loader activity
Source: RefSeq, a predicted model, not a curated record
CCCUAUAUCUCUCUGUACCUAUUUUCCCUCCAAAUCGAAGGGUUUAGGGAAAGUUGUGUGGGGAGUUCUUGGGAGCUAUCCGAUCUUCGUCUAAAUCGAAUCAGCGAGCUCUCUGUGAGCAACGGCAAUGGCGGCCUCUUCUUCGUCAUCAUUGAGCCACGGCUACGAAAUUCCGUGGGUAGAGAAGUACAGACCCUCCAAAGUCGCCGACAUUGUGGGCAACGAAGACGCCAUGUCGAGGCUUCAAAUCAUCGCUCGUGACGGCAACAUGCCCAACCUCAUCUUAGCCGGUCCUCCCGGAACUGGUAAAACCACUAGUAUAUUGGCUCUUGCUCAUGAGCUAUUGGGACCAAAUUAUAGGGAGGCAGUUCUAGAGCUGAAUGCAUCAGAUGACAGGGGAAUUGAUGUUGUGAGAAACAAAAUUAAGAUGUUUGCCCAAAAGAAAGUUACAUUACCUCCUGGGCGGCACAAAGUAAUAAUUUUGGAUGAAGCCGACAGCAUGACAUCUGGAGCACAACAAGCCUUGAGGCGGACAAUGGAAAUAUAUUCAAAUUCCACUCGUUUUGCUCUUGCUUGCAAUACAUCCUCUAAAAUUAUCGAGCCUAUCCAGAGUAGAUGUGCCCUUGUCCGGUUUGCAAGAUUAUCUGAUCAAGAGAUCCUUGGGCGUCUUAUGGUGGUGCUUGAAGCAGAAAAGGUUCCCUACAUUCCGGAAGGCCUUGAAGCAAUUAUUUUCACAGCUGAUGGUGAUAUGAGGCAGGCAUUGAAUAACUUGCAAGCUACAUUCAGUGGAUUUCGUUUUGUCAACCAAGAAAAUGUUUUCAAGGUUUGCGAUCAGCCACAUCCCUUGCAUGUAAAGAAUAUGGUGCGCAAUGUACUAGAGGGGAAGUUUGAUGAUGCCUGUUCUGGUUUAAAGCAGCUUUAUGAUUUGGGCUACUCCCCCACGGACAUAAUUACUACUCUUUUUCGAAUUAUAAAGAACUAUGAUAUGGCUGAGUAUCUGAAAUUGGAAUUCAUGAAGGAAACUGGUUUUGCUCAUAUGAGAAUUUGUGAUGGAGUUGGUUCAUAUCUUCAGCUAUGUGGCCUGAUGGCUAAGCUCUCGCUAGUUCGGGAAACAGUUCAAGCAGCAUAAGUAGAUUGCCAGCUAUUGUAUUGUGAUCAAGGUCUUGUUGCAGUUGAGAUCCACUCAUGAAAACAUGUAUAUGUUUUCUCUGUAUUUUGUUGAGAGGAACUAGUAUCAACUCUAUGAGUUCUCUCUCUCUCUCUUUUAUUUUUUUUGGCUUGUAUGUGAAUUGCAGACCUUGUAAGCUUGAACAUCUACAAAGCUCAAGUUUUUUGUCUUGAACAUCUACAAAGCUCAAGUUUUUUUUGUUGCA